ACACGUCGUUCUCUCUUCUCCACAAACUAUUCCUUUCGCCUCCGCCGCGAAGCGUUUCGCCCCCAUAAAAGACUCGUUUCUUAUGUUAGGGACCGAGCGGCGACUAUGGGCAGCAGCAUCCGCAGCAAUCUGUUCUUGAGAGAGCUAUGUCUCUUCUCUCCGUUCCUGAGACGCAGCGGCUGCGCUCCUCCAGCCGUCCUCCCCUCGACCACCGCCCACAUCGCGAUCGGUGGCAUCCGCUGCGCGGCGGCUCAGUCGAGCGACGGCGGGUCCCAGGGGAAGACGUCGGCGCGCCUUUCUUUGAUGAAGCAGGUCCUGCGGGACGCCGAGGAGCGUGCUCUCUCCGCCGGCUCCGAACCCACCCCUAAGAUCUCUUUAGAACAUGUCACUAUUAGUUAUGCAAGAAGUGGGGGCCCCGGUGGGCAGAAUGUGAACAAAGUGAACACUAAGGUAGAUAUGCGCUUCAAUGUUAAGAAGGCAUAUUGGCUGAGCGAAAGAGUCCGGGACAGAAUCCUUCAAAUGGAAAAGAAUCGUAUAAAUAAAGAUGGGGAGCUUGUGAUAUCCUCUACCAAGACUAGAACACAGAAGGGUAACAUUGACGAUGCCUUGGAGAAAUUGCAGGGAAUUAUUGAUGCUGCAUCAUAUGUCCCGCCACCCCCCUCCGAAGAACAAAAGAAAAGGAUUGAAAAAUUGGCCUCAAUCGGAGAACAGAAGAGGUUGCUGAGCAAAAAAGCUCUCUCACAGAAGAAGGCAAUUAGAAGGAAUAGGAGCAGUUGGGAUUAAUCCAGAGCAGCGUAGGAAGUCUUCAAUAUUUUGAUCCCCAGGAAAUCAAUGCAGCAUGGAUUAAAGAUCAAUGGGUUAGUAUUGUCAAACCGUCCGAAUCGUCACAUGAAUUAUUCCAUGUAAUUAAGAUCAACAUUUUGCUUACACUUCAAUUUUGGUUCUUAAGUAGGAUGAAGUGCACCUAUACUUAAUUGUGGGAUCAUUGAAUGCGCACAAAAUCUGUGGAAGUUUCUGGGAGAAAUAUAUCAGGAAUUUGUACUCA
Molecule: messenger RNA, 1045 nt
Organism: Musa acuminata AAA Group (dessert banana)
Lineage: Eukaryota; Viridiplantae; Streptophyta; Magnoliopsida; Zingiberales; Musaceae
Exons: 8
Coding region: 106-783 (225 amino acids)
Biological process (GO): translational termination
Molecular function (GO): translation release factor activity
Source: RefSeq, a predicted model, not a curated record